Molecule: messenger RNA, 4610 nt
Organism: Chrysemys picta bellii (western painted turtle)
Lineage: Eukaryota; Metazoa; Chordata; Testudines; Emydidae
Source: RefSeq, a predicted model, not a curated record
CUGCGCUUGCGCAGGGCGCUACUGCUGUGCUCGAGCUCACGUAGGCGCAGCGUGGCCAGCAGCUGUGGCCGCCUCCCCAUCCGCGGGCGGAGCGACACGGGCCCCGGCCGAUAUAAAGAUUCCGAAGAGGCCCAGCGACUCUGGGGCUGCGCCACACAGCAGGUCCUACCGUGUCUACCUUCGGCUCGGCGCAGGGAGAGCGGGGCCCAGCAGAACCAGCCAGCAGCCUCCUUCCCUCAGGUGUGUGCUGAAGCAACAGCUAUUGAACUAUGGCAUCCGUAAAGGUUUGGUGUAUUUUAGUUCUGAGCUUUCUGCUGCCUCAUUCUUAUGCCCAUAUGGACUUCUUCACUUCAAUUGGUCACAUGACAGACUUAAUUAACACAGAAAAAGACCUGGUGACAUCACUGAAAGAUUAUAUCAAGGCAGAAGAGAGCAAGCUGGAACAGAUCAAAAAAUGGGCAGAGAAGUUAGAUCAACUGACAGACACUGCUACAAAAGACCCAGAAGGAUUCUUGGGGCAUCCUGUAAAUGCAUUCAAGUUAAUGAAACGACUUAACACUGAGUGGGGUGAACUGGAGAAUCUGGUCCUGAAGGACAUGUCAGAUGGCUUCAUCUCUAAUAUGACUAUUCAACGCCAGUAUUUUCCUAAUGAUGAAGAUCAGGCUGGUGCAGCCAAAGCUCUCCUACGGCUCCAGGAUACCUAUAAUUUGGAUACAGACACCCUCUCCAGGGGGAAUCUUCCAGGUGUAAAGCACAAGUCUUUUUUAACAGCCGAAGAUUGCUUUGAAUUGGGCAAGAUUGCAUACACCGAGGCAGACUACUAUCAUACUGAGCUAUGGAUGGUGCAAGCUCUGAAACAGCUUGAUGAUGGAGAGGUGUCUACUGUUGACAAAGUCUCCAUUCUAGAUUAUUUGAGUUAUGCUGUGUAUCAGCAGGGGGACCUGGACAAAGCAAUGAUGCUCACCAAGCGACUUCUUGAGCUGGAUCCUGAACAUCAGAGAGCAAAUGGUAACUUAAAAUACUUCGAAUAUAUCAUGUCUAAAGAAAAAGAAGCAAAUAAGUCUACUACCAAAACCGAUAACCAGACUGACAAGGAAUCAAAGACUAAGAAAAAGGAACCAAGCAAAGAUUACCUGCCAGAGAGACAGAAGUAUGAAAUGCUGUGCCGUGGGGAGGGUCUCAAAAUGACGCCUCGGAGACAGAAGAAGCUCUUCUGUCGCUAUUACAAUGGAAACCAGAAUCCCAAGUACAUUCUGGGUCCUGUCAAACAGGAGGAUGAAUGGGACAAACCUCGGAUUGUUCGCUUCCUUGAAAUUAUUUCUGAUGAAGAAAUUGAAACCGUGAAAGAACUAGCAAAGCCAAGGCUGAGGCGAGCCACCAUUUCAAACCCCAUAACGGGAGUCUUGGAGACGGCACAUUACAGAAUUAGCAAAAGUGCCUGGUUGUCUGGAUAUGAAAGCCCUGUGGUAUCUCGCAUUAACAGGAGGAUACAGGACCUAACAGGAUUGGAUGUUUCCACAGCAGAGGAACUACAGGUGGCAAAUUAUGGAGUGGGAGGACAGUAUGAACCCCACUUUGACUUUGCACGGAAAGAUGAGCCAGAUGCUUUUAAAGAAUUGGGAACUGGCAACAGAAUUGCUACUUGGUUGUUUUAUAUGAGUGAUGUAUCAGCAGGGGGAGCUACUGUAUUCCCUGAAGUAGGAGCUAGUGUUUGGCCUAAAAAGGGAACAGCUGUAUUUUGGUACAAUCUUUUUCCAAGUGGAGAAGGAGAUUACAGCACAAGGCAUGCAGCCUGCCCAGUACUAGUUGGAAACAAGUGGGUAUCCAAUAAAUGGAUCCACGAACGAGGUCAGGAAUUCCGAAGACCGUGCACUUUAUCAGAGUUGGAAUGAUGCAGACUUUUCCCUGUCCUAUACUCGAGUUUGUGUAAAAUGUCUCCCCCAUUUAACUUUCUACAGUUUUUACAAUUUACUAACACUCCACUACAGGUACAGUCUCCAAUCACAUCCAGUAUUGUCUGUGAAGAAACAUCUACAUUGUUUUAGUUCACUCUACGAUAUCCCUGUUUUAUAUAGAGAGAAUAUAUUGAGAUUUUUCAAGUUUUUCAGGCUAGAAGGGCAAAAUAUAGUUGAGUCCGAAAUAACAGGGAUAACUUGUGAUUUAUAGUACCUUUUACUCUGUAGAAUCUCAGAUCAGCAGAGAAAGCCAGUAUGUGACUUGUGUUAGUCCUCACAAGCUUGAGUUUACCAGUGGUAAAAAAACAUGAACAAUCUAAUUUCAAGCACAGACUUCUUGUUUGGAGAGAUGCAUUAAACCAAUCCUUGUCUCCAGCUCCCAAUCGCAACUCUUUGUUGUAGCGUGCCUCACCACUACAAUUGAACAGUGGGCGUGGUUUGUGUUUCUCUGUGUGACAGGUUACCUUUGUGUUUAUCCUAGCCUGUUUUUUCAAUACUACACAAGCCCAGACUUAACGGACUUGUAAAUUCUCUCUCAUGCCUCUAAAGUGAAUUUGACUUGUAACCCAGAGAAUGUGAGCCUGCAAUCAUAUAAAGUACGUGUCGGAUACCUGUGUGCCUCAGAACAGCCUGACAGAAAUGACCUGCUUUCCAGGUCUAGUUUUGAUUUUAUGACUUAGUUUGUCCAUUUAAAAAAAAGCUGCUUUUCUGUGUCAUAGUAAUAAACCUUUACAUCCAUUUCUUGGACAGUGGGAUGGGGACUGUACCAUCUUUGAUUAAACAGAGCAUUGUGCCUUAGGAGACUGGAAUUUCAAAUUGGUUAUGAGGUAAUGCGCAAGCCUCGAAGAUUUACUUGUGAAAAGCCAAAUUUUCCAAUGCUGAAAUCUUUUGUGACAAAGGCAAUCUAUUUAUAAUCUUCACUCUUUUAAAAUGCUUUUUAUUUUGUGUAUGUUUUGAUAUGUUGUGUACAUUGAAUACAUGCCAUAACUGUGACUGGCUUUUCACCAACUCUGGACUGAAUUCACACAGGAUGUAGCUGAAGGUAAAAGUGAGCCACACCAGAACCUAGCAGGCCACCUUCUGUCAGUCUAAUCUUGGAUUAUGAAAUGCUGAAUAUUUUUAAUAGUGUAUGGGCAAACCCCAUUUUAGAUAAUUGGAUUUUCUACAUGAGUGAAAACUUGAAGAUUGAACCCAAAAGGUAUGAGAAUCCAACUAUUAACCUAUACAAAUACUUUGGCAACAGGGAUGCAAUUUAAAGGUACUACAGAGGACUCACAUCUUCAGAAGGAUUAUUAUAAAAAAGUUAAAUCAAGUAAUGUAUGGCAUAAAUAAAAUCUAGCAAAGAAAUAUGCUCCAACAGAACAGAGUUCUUGUUCUCUGAAUUUUGACCCUUUGACAAAUUUUUCAUCUCCCCCCCCACCCCCUUUCCUCUUGUGAAUUGUGAUGUAAAUCCCCCUCAUUUAAGUUUGUCACUCGUUUUUUUUCUUUUCUCCAUCCUGCUCUUCAUUCAUUCCUUUCAUAUGCUCUCUUUUGGUAACUAGGGCUGAAGUUUAGUCCUGCAAUUUUUAGAAAAAUGGAGUGGACAUGGCUAAGAGAGCUUGAUAGACAGUUGUCAGGCACAAAAAGGCAAAACACCUCCAUUUCCAAUACCUCCUCUCUGUAAUCAAACAAUUUCUCUAGUUAGAGACACCCCAGUAAUGGUGUGGCAGCUAAUAGUCUGGGUUUUUUUGCUAAGAAAAAAACCCACUCUUCUCUUACAUUUCAGUGCCUCUUUUUAAACUCGGUUUAAUUUCUUAAAAGGGGAAAUCUCAAUCAAUGGUCAGCUAAGUCACUGCUGUAUACUUGCUUGAAAGGUCUGUUGCUCAAACUGGAAGAAAGCAUGCUAUGCUCCAACCCACCCUUUACUUUCAGUCAGCAGUAGUGAGAAGAUGCGGGUAUUGCGUACCAACCUCUAACUCCCAACUCAAUUCAAGCAAAGACAAACAUACUACUCCCUCCCUUAAGAGAUUUGAGGUGGGAAACCAUGUUUUGGAGCCUAUUAAACUUCAGUUGGUAAGGUCAGAAAAUAGUCUCUCCUUCUGCACCCUCCCAUCAAUAAGCGUUUCUAAUGUUCAUAGAAUUUUAGAGAAGUUUCUAAGUAGUGUUGUUUCAAUUGCAUGAUGCUUAAGAUCCAGAAAUAAAUUCAUAUGAUAGCUUUUUCUUUUGUCCAUUUUCACUAAAUGAAAUUUGUUUCCCACUAGUGAAAAUGUUCCAUUGGAUAAAGUUAUAUCUAAGACUGGUUAAAUGUGUUGAAAAUCAUUUAAAAACUGAAUUCUUCCAAGUCUGGUUAGUAGGAAAAGAAACUAUUUACUUUAAUUGUUGUAGAUGAAGACCCAUAUUUCAUCUCCCCUGCUUGAAGCAUUCAUACAUUUAACACUGUGUAAAAGUACUGUUGCUUGCUGCCUUAUCCAUUAACUUUCUAAAAGGGCUUUCAGAUCAAGAGUUUGGCUCCUGUGUGAAUGCAGUUUAGUAUUAAAUAUGAAUGACAACUAUCUGGUUCACAGUGACUGACAUCUGAAAAAUUGCCUUACUAUUAAAUUUUUUGUAAAGUUUUUUUUAAAUGUAAAGAACAGGCUUAAAAUAAAAGUCACUGCCACUUACAGUGAAAAUCCUCAA